Pocillopora meandrina is the source of this 7044-nucleotide messenger RNA. NCBI's taxonomy places the organism in Eukaryota, Metazoa, Cnidaria, Anthozoa, Scleractinia, Pocilloporidae. The record is from the annotation of a GenBank genome assembly.
CUACUCGCUCCAGUGCACGUUUCAAACGACUUCCUUCUUCGCUGGCACGUACAGUGGUGAAUAUCUUUUUCCAUUCUCAGUCCAGUGUUGCUUUUCAAACGACUAGAGACUGCAGACGGAGAGCUGGUUGUUGACGUUAGAGAAAGAGAGUAGUGUAAGAAAUGUAAGAUUUUACGACUUUUGCAUUUUUAAUCAGCUCAGUGAAUAAAUAGAUCCUUUCACAGAAAUCAACGAUAAAAAAAGAUAUUCUCUUGUAUAUUCUGGCCAAUCAGAAAGUAAUGUUGUUUUCUCUUUCUGUCAUACCACUUCCUCUUUCGAUAUCACGGUGAAGGAUUUGUCGAUCCCGUGGAGUUGUGCUGCUCGAUUCAUUGCUACGUUCCACACGACUGAAGGCGGCAGACGAGGAGUUUGUGAUUGACAUUCGAGGGAAAGGAUAUCUUAAAAGAUGUAAGAGUUUAAUUCUUUUGCAGUUUCUUUUUUUAAUCAUUAUAACACUAGUUGAUUACCAUCCUGGCACCCCUAGAAUUCCUGCGACGGAUUCUGUAUGUCGAGUUGUACCCUUUUAGCAUUUGUUGUCGCAGGGUAUUUCAAAUAAUGAAGCGCGUAGAAUUUAUUCUCUAUUCAUGGAUUUUACCACAAAUCAAAAGAUUUACGAAAAGCUGAUGAGAAUUGAACGUGAAAGACGAGUGAGGGUUUGCUCUUUCGUGUUUAGAACACCAGUUUGCUAUUACGUGAGAGCCAUUAUUUGAAGUUGGAGUAAUUUUUUUUUUUUAAGUUUUGUAUGUUCUGGCUAAUCAGAGAGCGACGUUCUGCUAGUCUUUGCUCCACCACUUCCUCUUUCGCUUGCAUGGUGUUUUUCUAUGCCUGUUCUGGCCAAUCAGAGAUUAAUGUUUUUUUAGUGUUUGCCACACCUGACUUUCUCUUUCGCUAUCACGGUACAGAACUUCUAGGUUCCGUGAUUUACAUAUCCUUUCAGUGGUGCGUAGCUAAUUUCGGGAAUCUUCUGGUUGACUUUGGAGAAAAGAGUAAAAAGAGAUGUAAGAUUUUACUACUUUUUCAGUUUUAUUUCCUAAGGGUUAUUAUAGUCAGUCCAGAAUUCGAACUAGUUGAUUUUCAUUCUGGCGCCUUUACCGUUCCUGCGAUGGUAUCGAGGCUUGAGCAUGUAAAAUGUCUUUUGAGACCCGGACAGAAGCCGGAGGUUAAAAGUUCCUAUUCCCGGUGCACACUACACUUUUAUCGGUCAACACAGUUUGGUUUAAUAUGCUAAAACGAAGACUUAACAAUCAAUACAUUGGCGUUAAAGUACGUUUCUCUUCUUCCGGUUUACUUCCGCGUCUCGAAAACGUAUCUGCAUUAGUUAUGUAUUUUUAUAUAAUAUAUUUCGCGUGGCCUCCUAUUAAAUUUGGUGCUCAAAUUUCAAAGAAGAAGGCGCGCAAAAUUUAUUCCCUAUAUAUGGUUGGUAUUACAUAGCAAGAGAUUAAUGAAAAGCUGAUGAGAACUGAAAGUGAAAGACGCCAAUUGCUGGAGGGAAUUAGUCAAAAUAUAAAUCACAAGGUGGGGGAGAUGAAGGUGAAGGGGAAGGGGAAAGGGAAAGGAGAAAGGAGAAGACCACGCAUUUAAUGUUGGGGUACAAAAUUUGGGCAUGCUAAGGCUAAGUGUCCCAAAACCUCUGAUCAUUACGAUACACCAGGGUAAAUGUUUAAGUCUGAGUGUUUCUAAACUGACGUUUUUUAUUAUUAUUAUUUACAGGGGUGUCACAGGGAUGUUAAUUACCUUGGUGUUACUGAUUUUCAGUGCACUUGAUGUUUUGUUCUUCUUCUUGCCAACUGCAAAUUUUGAUUCCAGGGUAGUAAGGUGAGAUGACUGGUAUUGAGAUUAUUUUACUAAUUCUUUUAAGGCGUAAGAGAAGGGAAGCCCGGAGAAAGAGUCUUAAGAGACCUUGAUAGAUUAAUAGAUUCUCCUUUCAAACUGUCUUGCAUUUUCUUGCAAAACACAGGAGAAUUAAAUGUCGCAUCAGAAUUUCCUUACUAGGGCUUUAUUCCACAUAGACCUUUGUAUGCGUGUCAUCAAACUGCAGAGAAUAACACAAUUACUCAACCAUGCAAUCUUUCUUAAGCUUUCCAGAGAGCUCAUCAUCAUCAUGUCCAACCACUUGUAAGAGAUUUUUGUUAUUUAGAAAUUACCUCCUAGAAGACUGACCCUCAGUUUUCUUAGCAGAGAGGAAAUAAUCAUGUCUUUACAGGCUACCUCGCUAGAGCCCAAUGUUCUUAUAUCUUAUAUAAAUUAAUUGAAUUAAUUAUAUGUUAAUGGAAAUGAUGAUAAUAUUUGAAAAUUUUCUUAAUUCUCCAUUUUAUAUUGUAAAUCAGUGUUUAUCAAGAGGAAAUGCCCAAAUUUGAAGGAGCAUUAGCGGUUAAUAGCAUCUUAACAAAGACACAGAAGUUGUAUGAAGGGGAUCUAGUUGGUCCAGGAUCUAUAGCUGCUGAUAGUGAAGGUAGUUAUACAAUUUCCAAACAAUUUCUGCACAACUUUUUUCCCAGGUUCUCUCCACUUCCUCCCCAUCCCUGGGAGGUUGGAAGGGGAAGGCCCUAUGAGCAAAGUUGACUUUCCUAAUUUUAUGCUGAAAUAAAUAUUACUGUAACCAGCCUUUGACAAUGAGUGCAAAUUGUGCAAUCUAUUAAUCUGUGUGUAUUUAUUAUUAGUAAGAGAUUAAACAAUUUACAAGAAGCUGAUACCCUUUUUGUUUAGGUACUUUGUAUACUGGUUUAGCUGAUGGAAGAAUUGUCAAACUUGAGGGAGAUAAAGUGGUAGAUGUUGUUCGAACUGGGAAGCAGAUGGCAAACUGUGGUGAGUUAAGGUUUUAUGAGAUAUAAUUGAUCAAUGGGAGUUGAUAGAUUAAUUUUAUAACCUACAUUAAGAGACAGGUUUUUGUCAUCUAAUUAUACUCCAUAGCAUUUCUACAAAUGUUCAGUAAAUAUUGAGUGAUGUUACUUUCUUUAUUGCCACCUCAACCCUUUAACUCCCAUGUGUGACCAAGACAGAAUUUCUCCUAACAAUAUCAAUACAAUAUCAACCAGACAAGUGAUGAGAAUAAAGAAAAAUAUUAAUCAGGGGAUUAUUAGUUGAUCCAAUACUAAAUUCUCAAAACUAACAUCACAAGCGCUAUAUGGCAGACAGUAAGGAGAAUUACUGAUGAGAUUUUGGGAGUUGAAGGGUUAAACCACUGUUCCCCACUUGUAGCAAACAAGUGAUUUACCAAAUGCAACCUGGUAGACUAAGUUUACUUUUUCCUUACACAGGGAAACCAGAAGCAGAGGCCAUAUGUGGGCGUCCCGAGGGAAUGCGCUUUAACAAAUUUGGAAGCAACCUGAUAGUGGCUGACGCAUAUCAAGGCUUAUUAGAAGUCAACCCAAAGGCCAAGACAGUUAGCACCCUUGUACCUUCUUCACCUGGGAUUGAUGGCAGGCCCUUUAGAUUUGUGAAUGAUCUAGAUAUUGCACAAGACAGAACCAUCUAUUUUACAGAUACAAGCAGCAAGUGGCAAAGAUACCAGCACGACUACUCUGUUUUAGAAGGAGAUAACACUGGAAGGCUUAUGGCAUACUAUCCUGAGACAGGGAAAAUGGAAGUUCUAAUGGAUGGUCUUCAUUUUGCCAGUGGUGUUCAGAUUUCUCCAGAGGGCGACUAUGUACUGGUAGUGGAACUUGGUGCAUCAAGAGUAAUGAAGUAUGAAGAAGUGAUUUUAAAGUUUUUGAUACUGGCUUUAAUCUCUCUGAUCUCUGAGCAGACCCCCUAAUAUUUGCAUAAUUGGGAAUUUUUGAGAAUUCCUAGGAAUUCCCAGAAAACUGGGAAUUCAGUUUGCAAGGGUUGCGCCACCCCUCUCCCAAGUCUAAAUUCCUAACCUUCCAUCAAGAGAUGGACCACUAAUGUCCCUGAAUUCUUACUCUUGCAGACACUCCUUGGUGUUCAAAAUCUUCAUUUAUUUAUUUAGAACCCAACUCUGUUUUAAAGAUCAAGUCCCCUCUUUCUAAGAUGGUUAUUGGGCAAUGUUGUUCCCAGGUCCUCUCUCUUCCUCCCUCAAGAAAGGACCUUGGGUGCAGCUGGUCAUGUGUCUCCCAGAAUUUGGGAGAUUACAAAAAACAAAUUGAGAAAGGCCUGGGCUCAGGUGCAAUUUCUUUUUCAGGUCUUACUGGAUGGGUAAGAGGAAACUUUUUUAAAAAAGCACUUGCAAUUUGUAGCUCUCACUGAUAUAAUUAGAUUGCACUGAUGACAAAAUUAAGUAGAGGACAUAUCCACAUCUGCUCUCUAGUGUGCAUAGGCACAAGACCAGCUGCAACCACAGUCCCCUCUUCAGGGAGGAAGAAAGAGGACCCUGGGAAUGAGGUCCAUUAUUUGGUUCCCAGGCCCCAUAAAUGUAUCUUAUUAAGCAAUCAACAUGACAUAUUUCAUAAUUGUUCUUGUGUUGUUACUAAAAAUUAUAAUUUUCUUACAAUAUUGACUGACACCAUCACAUAGUGAUAACUGAGACUGUCAAGUCUGAUUGUGAAAUUUUGCAUUCCAAUGCUUUAGAAAAGCACUUAAAAUGGGAGUGAAAAUCAGAAUCACUUAAAAUACUGUCUGUAUUGUGUUUAGGUAUCACAUCAAAGGGGAACUGAAAGGCAAAUCAGAAGUGUUUAUCCAGAACCUUCCUGGAUUUCCAGACCACAUUCGCUUAAGUAGCAAAGGAGGAUACUGGUUGGGUAUUGCAACUAUGCGCACUGACUUUUUUGACUUGAUGCAACAGUAUCCAAGAGCAAAGAACUUUAUAGCAAAGGUAAGAGUGGUAAAGUAGUUGGUAGUGGUGGUAAUGAAGUUAAUUUUGUGAAUAUGGAAGCUAAGCCAUCCUCACAGUGAUGAACACUACUUAUUAAGUAGCAGUGAAAUUAAGGCCUGUAUGGGAUUUGAACCCAUAACCUCUGCAAUACCAGAGCAGCACUCUACCUACUAGGCUAACAAGCCAACUGGGAACAGGGCAUUAUGUUGGUUCCAAAAAAAAAACCUUGAAGGGGUGAAUAAAUGAAUGUAAAUAUACAAAAUCACAUAUGUGAAUAAUUUGCGGUUGAAGAAACAAAUAUGGAAUUAAGUGAUCCUCGCAGUUAUGAACACUACUUAAGUGGUAGUGAAAAUAAGGCCUGAAAAUAUAUAUGAUUUUCACAUAUUUACAGUUAUUUAUUCACCACUUCGAGGUUUUAUUUAGAACCAACAUAAUGACCAGCUCCCAGUUGACUCAUUAGCUCAGUUGGAUGAGCACUGUACCAGUAUCACAGCUCUAGGUCAUGGGUUCAAAUCCCGCUUAGGCCUGAAAUUUUUUCAGGCCUUAUUUCCUCUACUACUCAAGUAGUGUUUAUAACUGUGAGGAAGUUAAUUUUGGUUUUAUCUCUUUGAGCCCCCUCUAACAUCUAAUUUCUCCCUACAAUAUCACCCCUGAAACACAAAUUAAGGUCAUGAGAAUAAAGGAAAUGAUCACCAACCAAAGUAAUGCCUAAAGCACUGAACCUACAUUUUAAAUAAAACAAGGGUAGAGUGUUUAAAUUCCAGCCUAAUGAGGGUUGUGACUUGAUUAUUUUUAAGAUUGUCUAAUACAUUGAAAUUUUAGGUUGUCUCCUUACCAUGGUUAGUCACCAACACAGCUGUCAGGUAUGGCCUUCUCUUGGAGCUGGAUGAAAGUGGUAACAUUACCAGAAGUUUCCAUGAUCCAACAGGCAGUGUUAUUCCUGGUUACCUCAGUGAGGUUCAUGAUGAUGGUGAUGUUCUCUUCUUUGGAAGUUUCUUUUCUCCAUUUGUUGGCCGACUGGAGUUGAAGGAGUGACUUAGGAAUAGAUGUCAGUCUUCUGGACUUUCAGAGUGGGAUGCCUGUGGGGGCAUCAGCGAAUAUGCAUACAGAGAAGGGGAUGCUUUUCAUUUCUUUUUUUUCCUUUAUUUGAAAUUUGUUCAUUUUUAUUUGAGAUAAAUGCUUUCAUUGUGCAUGUAUAUGGCAAAAUGCUGACUGAUUUUGUUUUAAUUAAUGACAUUUGUUUUGGGGCACUUUGCUGUGGUGCUUUCAACAAAGUGUAAGACUCUUCCUUAAAAAAUUUAACACCAUUUUCUGAGUUUUUAGAAAAAAUUACAUCCCAGUUGUUUAAAACAUUAAGUUCCUCUUAAGUUAAUUUGGUUAUUCGAUGUAUUUUUUUUUCAACUAUAGGUAAAUAUACAAACUCUGAGAUUAAAGCAUUAAAAUACAGUGUACUUUAAAGAUUAGAGGGUUGAUUUGACAUGUGGAGUUUUUACACUCGAGUCUAGGAUUAUGAUUGGCUUACAAAGAGACUGUUGGAGGAACAAAGUGCUUACAAAAAUUAGCAGGAACACCUGUUCUGCUAUUAGAGAGUUUUAGAUCCAUGUUUGGUGUGUCAACUGCAGACUGCAGUUGGCAGUUUCAGGUUAGAAGUAAGAAGUCUCAAGAUUUUUGGCUUUGGAUGUCAACGUUGGUGUUUACUUGAAAAAAAUCAACAAGUGUGCUGCCAUCUGGAAUUAUAGAAAGGAUGGAGGUCCUUCAUUUCAAAUACAAAGUGUGGCUGAAAGUUUGGUUUUAUAGCAUCCCAAAUCCAGGAAAAAUUUUGAACAGAAAGAAGAAAAGUGCUGAGGGAGUUGACCUACCUAAAACUGCCUUGCCCAAAGUUCAAACAUGAACUGCAAACUGUAAACGUGACCAUUGGAGCCAGGUUGGGUGACUCCUUGUGAUUUGUGGUCACAUGUAUUCAGGCACAAACAUGGAUCUAAAACUGUCUAAUUGCUAUGGAAUACUUUGUUGAUGUGUGCCUUUGAUUAAAACUCUAGUCUAGGAUUCUUAAAGAGAAUGUUAUAGGAACAAAGUGUUGACAAUAAUUAACAGGGAAACCUUUUUUGCUAUUUGCUAUGGAAUACCUUGUUUAAUGUGUGACUUUGAUUAUAAAUUUUAGCAUGAAAAUACAACUUAGAACAAAUUUCUCCUAUACUAUAAUACUGUCAUUGCAUAACAUGUAAAAGCUACAG